Messenger RNA from Chinchilla lanigera (long-tailed chinchilla), 1600 nucleotides. It is a transcript of the gene Tmem169, whose product is annotated as transmembrane protein 169. The coding region runs from base 192 to 1088 and encodes 298 amino acids. The transcript is spliced from 3 exons. NCBI's taxonomy places the organism in Eukaryota, Metazoa, Chordata, Mammalia, Rodentia, Chinchillidae. The record is from RefSeq and is a predicted model, not a curated record.
CCAGGCUGGACCGCUCCCUGGUGGCCGCCUCUCGCAGUCUGCAUCCUCCGUAGGCGUCGGUCCCUGGGCAUGUGGCAAGGUCAGGACAUCAUUGCUUAGCUCCCUCUAGCAAGAAGCAGUGUGAUGUGUGGAUCGUGAGCUUUCUCAAGCAAGUUGGACUCUAUAAGGCACAGCUAGGCGCCAGGACUGAGAUGGAAGAAGUAGUACCAGUGGAUGACCAGGGCCAGCUCCCAAGCCCACACCAGGGCUCUCUGAGGAGGGCCGUGGCUGCUGCCCUGGCCCUGGAUGGGGAAUCCACCAUGCAUCGCAAGAAAAAGAAGAGGAAAGAGUCCCGCCCAGAAUCUAUUAUCAUUUACCGGUCUGAUAAUGAGAACAUGGACGAGGAACCUGAGGAAUCAGAAGGUGGAGAUCAGCCUAAAGAGGAGGAGGGAGAAGAUUUCUUAGACUAUCCUAUGGAUGAUGAUGGUAUGUGGAACAUGCCUUUGGACAGCCGCUAUGUCACGUUAACCGGGACCAUCACACGAGGGAAGAAAAAGGGGCAGAUGGUGGACAUCCAUGUCACACUGACAGAGAAGGAGCUGCAGGAACUGACCAAGCCCCAUGAGUCCUCACGAGAAACAGAGCCUAAAGGAAGACAGGCCUGCCAGGUGGGAGCAGACCAGGGGCCCCAUGUGGUCCUCUGGACACUGGUCUGCCUGCCUGUAGUUUUCAUCCUCUCCUUUAUUGUCUCUUUCUACUACGGUACUAUCACUUGGUACAACAUCUUCCUUGUGUACAAUGAGGAAAGGACCUUCUGGCACAAGGUCUCCUGCUGCCCCUGUCUCAUUCUCUUCUAUCCAGUGCUCAUCAUGGCCAUGGCUUCUUCCCUGGGCCUCUAUGCUGCUGUGGUCCAGCUCUCGUGGUCCUGGGGAGCAUGGUGGCAAGCUGCCCGGGACAUGGAGAAAGGCUUCUGUGGGUGGCUCUGCAGCAAGCUGGGUCUAGAGGACUGUUCUCCCUACAGCAUUGUGGAGCUGCUUGAAUCUGACAAUAUCUCGGGCAAUCUCUCCAACAAGGACCCCACCCAGGAAGUAGAAACCUCUACUGUCUAAACUUCCAACAACUUUUUUCCUCUGGCCUCAGUACCUAUAUAUUUCCUGACUUCCAGCAGAUUUUUUUCUUUAAAUCAUCCCCUACCCACUUACAGUUGUGGAAAAAUGCUUGCCCAUGCUGACCUGUCCUACCAUGUGGAUGGUUCUAAAAUGGCAGGGAAUAGAAAAGUACAUAAAUCCUGCCAAAGCAGUCCAUCCAAUAGACAAACUUUUUUUGAUUCAUGGCCCUAAAAUGAUCAUUUACCUGUGACAGGGAGAUCCACUGUAUAUUACUGUGGGAGUUUGGUGGUAUUAUUGGUAGCUCUAACUCAAGGAAGUGUGUGACCAAAUAUGACAGGGAUAACAGAGGCUCAGGAGUGACCAAGUCCUUCAAGCAAAUACAUAUACGUGGAGUGAAACACUGGGGAGAGGUUGUGGUGUAAUAGAAAGUAAAGAUUUGUAUGCCUCGCUUAGAUUUAGUUUGAACUGCAGAAAAUUAAAUCCCCCGAAUAUCAGUGGUUUUAAACAAGAUA